GCAAGAUCACAUAUGAAUUUUUAUGACAAUUAUUUCAUGGCUAAAAGCCAAACAGAUUCUUCAGACUUCUCAAGUACUGAAAUCUCUGGAAAUAACAUCGAUUAUAGAACCUCUAAUAAUGUUUCUGUUGCCAGGAAACAGAAACGUGCCGAAGCUGAGCGAAAAUUAAAUUUGAAAAUCAGAGAAGGCUUCGCUGUGCUUUAUAACGUGCUUCCACAUCAUCUUGCAAGAAAUAAGAUGAGUAAAGCGAACUUGCUACAAAAUGGUGUUCAUCUUUAUGUUUUAGUGAAACACAUGUAA
Messenger RNA from Dentiscutata heterogama, 300 nucleotides. NCBI's taxonomy places the organism in Eukaryota, Fungi, Glomeromycota, Glomeromycetes, Diversisporales, Gigasporaceae. The record is from the annotation of a GenBank genome assembly.